This is a messenger RNA of Diprion similis, 2828 nucleotides long. RefSeq lists its product as uncharacterized. The transcript has 2 exons. NCBI's taxonomy places the organism in Eukaryota, Metazoa, Arthropoda, Insecta, Hymenoptera, Diprionidae. Bases 171 to 2501 code for a protein of 776 amino acids. The record is from RefSeq and is a predicted model, not a curated record.
GCUCCUUCCUCGUCCUGGACGCGCUCGUUGAUCCGUUGCAGGCUCUUUGGUAUGUCGGGGAAUCCGGUGAAUCUCGCGUCUCGUGGUGAAACUGGCCUCCGGUACGUCCCUCUUCUCGAUCGCUCGUUUGCACGCCUCCUCGCAAGCCCCAUGAAGGCAUAUAAGGUGUGAUGCUGCGUCCAGCCGACAUCAGUACCAAACACACGAGACACGGGCGAACGCUCACACGGUUUAACUUAACUCUUGCGAAUUUCAUUGUAUCUGAGAUGAAAUUCACGUGGAUAUUAUACAUAUUAUCCUGCGCGUUGUUCGUCGCUAAUUGCGCACCAACUACGGAGAAUCCAUCGCUGGACGUUGACGGCUCCGAGUUGAAAAAAGUUGGCAAGGAUGGCGCAGCUGCAGAAGAAGAAGAGCGUCAGGAAACCCUCGAUGACGUCGUGGACCUUGGAAGCGAAGGAGGAGCCGAGCUGCCGAUCCUGCCGCCGAUAAUCCUGAUCGACUUUACGAACGGGACGAACUUGACGAGCGAGGAAAAGUCAAAGCGAACAAUAAACGGGAACCUGGGCUACGGCUUCCAGUCUAACAACAUACUGUCAGGAAAGUACAACUAUUACCUGCCAGCCGGAAAAACCGGGACAAAAGUCAGCAUCGAGGAAUCUAUCAGCCCUUUUCUACCGACUACCAUAAUCGAGAAGGUGAACGAUGCAGGUCCCUACUCCAAUCUGUUCGGCAGUCCUGUGCAAUCUCAUAAUCAGCCGAGAGCCAACCCCGUGACGCCCUUGGCCUUCGGACAACGGACCAAACUCCAGAAGACGAAUAGUCAGAGCUUCCAAUCGUUUUCGGGGUUCGGCGCAACCCAGAAACCGAACUAUGUUAGCUACUCCACACCCAGACCCGAGUUCCAAUCGAACAUCUAUCCUGUUGCUCCGGUUGGUCUCGGAAGCUACGGCAACCAGGCCUCCGGAUUCAACGGCUUCACCAGCCCGCGACCGCCGGUCUACAACAACCCUUCCCCUCAGACCCAGUACCAGUACCAGAACCAGAAGACGUACAACUCGCCGAUUCAAAACUACGAUUCAUUCCUGCCGACGCCGGGACCAACGAUCAGCGCAAACUACGCGACUCCGAAGCCUCAGAGCUACUCGGACCAUGGUCAGACGACGGUGCUGUCAGCCUUGGGAGGAAACUCGCCGAAGUACAGUUUCGAGAAUGGAGUUAGAUACGAGCACAAAAUUGUCUGGAAGUAUCCGGACGGCAUGGUGUCCGAGGUCGGGCCGAGUUCCUACGACGGUUCGUACUCGGGGUAUUCGAGCCCCACGAAGAUCAGCUUAACCUCGAACUACCCGAAGUCGGACGGCAACGGAUACUCCGCAAGCUCCGGGGGCAUUUACUCUCAGAAACCGGCAACUUUUCCCAAUAGCGAGGAUUCCGACGAGGGGGACUCAAAGGCGAACCAAUUCGUGUCCUCGGCUUCGAUAUCCAGCAGUAAUCCAGGUUACUUUGGAUCACCUUCGCAGGCCACACAACCCUCGCUGAAAUUCGGUUACCAGAAUACUUACUCGGCUAGCAGUGGCCAAAGUGGAAGUCUCGGCAAGCCGGGUGUCCAGGACACGAAACCCGUCUCCAGCUAUCCUGUCGACAGUCCUCAGCCGGAGUAUCCGCCUCUGCAGAGCUACUCGAUUGGCCAAGACUUCGAAGCAUUGGAUAGCCAACGAACCGGCACCUACACCUUCCAGCAGCCCUCGAAUCCAGGGUCUGAUUCUCUACCUGGUAAAACACCCUCGACUACUGUUCUGUCCAAAUACAAACCGCAGGUCCAGCAGUACUUGAAGAAGGCUCUCGGCCUCGAAGGAGCUGGAAAGAGUCAAGAGUACCAGACGACAGCCACGGGACCGUCGACGUCGUCGUCGUCGUCGCCGUCCAGCCUGCAAUACUCGAGUCUGCUGGAUUAUAACCCGUCGUUAUCUCAGUACAUCAGUAAUCCGGCUUCGAUUCUGAACGCCCAGCCAACUUUCGUUCAGGCUGGUAAUUCCUUGAUUCCGGUCAUCAUUCUGAGGGUCGACGGCGUCGCACCGAUCCAGCCAAAAGCCACGCCGAAUAUCAAUCUCAAGGCGCUUUUGCAGAAGUAUCUUACUCAGUACGCGCAAACUGUGACAAACUUGGCCAAGAGUCAGGGAUACGAUCAGGGCUAUGAGGUUCCGGAUACUCAGGGGUCUUCGGGCCCCGAGCUUUACGAUCUGGGUCGGCUGACCCAAAGUUUGAGUCAGCUCAGACAAGGCUCGAAUUUCAAACAAAAUUUUGCUCACAAUUUUGCGCAGAGCAUCGCUGGUCAAAGUUACCAACCAAGUACUUUAUCGAGUCAGUCAAGCUACGGAGAAUUUGAAAAAGGCGAAUACAGUAACUUGCAAAACGCAAAGUACGUAGCUCCGCGGAAACAUAAAGUCAAAAACGUGGAGAUAAUAGACGAUCCAAGAUUCACAACGUACAAAGUAAAAAAUUGAAAUUCGAAAUAUUUCUAACAGACUUUGAAACUUAUUUGACACAGGAUUCCUCUGCUUCUAAUUAAUUUAUUAUUUAGUUAUAUUCUGAAAGACAUUUGUCGCGCCGUUAAAUUUGUUUUUAUUUUUUACUUUUUUUUCUUUUUAUUCUUAUAUUCAUACUUCGUAAACUUUCCAUCGAUACAAUUUCUACAACACUAUGCGCUGCUGAGAGAUUCAGUCACGUUGUCGCGAGUUCUGAAGAAAGUAAGUUCUUUUCUGUUCCGGCAACGUCAUUUAGGUCAGAGAAGAGCGUACGACGAUGUUCAUUUUUCUUUCACGACAUCCCUC